This is a messenger RNA of Colletotrichum phormii, 648 nucleotides long. RefSeq lists its product as uncharacterized. Bases 1 to 648 code for a protein of 215 amino acids. The transcript is spliced from 2 exons. Lineage: Eukaryota; Fungi; Ascomycota; Sordariomycetes; Glomerellales; Glomerellaceae. Gene Ontology annotation, biological process: regulation of transcription by RNA polymerase II. Gene Ontology annotation, molecular function: zinc ion binding; DNA-binding transcription factor activity, RNA polymerase II-specific. The record is from RefSeq and is a predicted model, not a curated record.
AUGCAACGCGCUCGUGGCGGUCGUAUGAGCUGCCGGCGGCGGAAACGAAAGUGUGACCGCCGCCGUCCGUUCUGCGAAGCCUGCACCCAACGAGGGAUCCAAUGCCCUGGAUACUCGACGCCCCUGCGCUGGGUAGACGGUGCUGCGAACCAUCCUGCUGUUGGCGAAGGUAGCGGUAGCACCGGCAGUCCUGCAGAAUCCAACAGUAUCCCAAGCCAGGUCGCCCUCCCGAGUCGUCCUAGCCCUCACAUUCAGACGACACAUAUUACGGAUGAGCUCUUCCAUAAGUGGAGUGACGCUCACAGUUCUCCGCACAGGCCUCAUGGGCUUUUACAGUACAUCGGUGUGCUCAUGGGUCCAGCCGUUCUUGUUGAGAUGUCUGCCAAGAGUAAAUCUCUUGUGCUACUAUCUUCUGCUAUUCAAGCCUAUCUCAAUGAAGGCAGUUCAGAUAUGUCUGUCUUCUCUAUGGAGUACAUUGACACUGCUCUGAAGGAGUUUCGGCGCGAAAUCGUGGUCCACUACGACGUCAUGCCAGCUGCCACAGCCUGCUCUGGCGUAUUACUCUGUGAUCUCCAAGGAAGUCGCUCCGGCGAUAACCAACUAAUUCCGGCGGACCCUAGGAUCCAUCACAUGGUGCCUAUUGAAUGA